CUGAGCUGUGAGCGCGAGCCGGGGAGAGACAGCGCGGCCGCGUCACUGCUGCUCGCUCGCGGGGAAACCGACAGGCUGAAAACGGCUCGCGGACACAAUGGACUCGCAGGCGGACGGAGUUUAACGCACUGGAGCUUUGAUGAACACGAAAAACAAGGGGAAAAGGGAGGAGGCUAUGCCGUUUCAUCUACUCUUUACCACCAUUUGAUUAACCAUGAUGAAGACUGAACCCCCAUCUGCAGCCAGUGGCACCACAAGCACCACUCUCGGAGCUCGGAGUGCGUCGCCACACAGGAAUGCAUACGAGGCAGGAAUCCAGGCACUUAAGCCAGUCAAAGACCCUGAUGCUGCGAACGGUGAAGAUGGCAAAGAGGGGAAGUCGCGACCUCUGGGACGGGGUCGCAGGUACGGCUCCAAUGUCCAUCGCAUCAAGAACAUGUUCAUGCAGAUGGGCUCCCCUGGGGAAGAAGAAGAUCCGUCAAAGAUGAAAGACCAGGCAGUGCGGCUCUCCUUGCCAAGAGCCAGCAGUCUUAAUGAGAAUGUAGACCACAGCGCACUUCUCAAGCUGGGCGGAACCGUUUCUGAGCGUGUGAGUCGCUUUGAUGGGAAGCCUGAGGGCGGAGGUUCCCGUGGGCCUUCCUCUGGCUUCUCUAAGCUGCAGGAGACACGCAAGAUUUUUGAGCAGCGCCACCUGCAAGAGAAGCAGGCUGCAACCAACCGCAUCCUCCUGAAGAAGGAGCGUGCCUCAGGCUUCCAGGACAGCCGCCUGGACGUAGUCGUACGAUUCAACGGCAGCACAGAAGCCCUAGACAGACUGGACACGGAAGGUGGGCCAGUUGAAGCAGUGUCACCCACCGUCAGCCAGCUGAGCGCCGUGUUUGAGAAGGCAGAAUUGCGGAACAAUCUCCAUCGGCCGUCUUCAACCUCACUUCUGCCCUCUCGCCCCAAAAUCAUCCCCAAAAAGGUGCUAACAUUCCCUCAACCAGGAAGCCAAGAAAAUGAUUUGCAGGCUAAGGAACAAGAAGCAGCCCCUAGAAGUCCGAGGAGAACAGGAUCUCAAGCUAACACAACAAGCAACAAGCCAUCAGCAGAUGAGGCGUCUGUUUUGUCUGCAGAGCCAAACGCAAAGCAGUCAAGGGAACUCCAGGACUCUGCAGGAACCAAUACAGAGAAGGAGUCCAAACCUGGGGAACAGGAUGCUGCUAGUAACCAGGAAGCAGGGAGCAGAUUGGUGCACGCGGAGGUUCAUGCAUCCCUUGAGAAUGGGGAGGCUGAAAAUAGUCACAAGGCUGCCGAGCAGAGAGAUGAGCGCAGGCUGAACCAAGGAGACACCUCCACUAAAGAGGAGGAGGCAGCAGAGGAGGAGCACCUAAAGGAGGAUUAUUCAGAAGCUGACCUGAUAGACAUCAGUGCCUAUAGUGGUAUAGGUGAGGACUCUGGUGGGAGUCAGCUGGAUGAGGACGAAGAGGCUGAUGAUGAUGAUGAGGCUUAUGAACCGGAAUCUAGCUGCACAGAGAUUCCAGGACUGCUGACAGAGGAUGAUCCUCCAGCCAGUAGGAAGAUCCGUUUCAGCACUGGGCCUAUUAAGGUGUUCACCACGUACUCCAAUGAGGAUUAUGACCGGCGUAACGAUGACGUCGACCCUAUGGCAGCCUCAGCUGAGUAUGAGCUGGAGAAGAGAGUGGAGAGGCUGGACCUUUUCCCCGUAGAACUGGAGAAAGAUGGCGACGGGUUGGGGAUCAGUAUCAUCGGAAUGGGCGCUGGCGCAGACAUGGGCCUGGAGAAACUUGGAAUCUUCGUCAAGACUGUGACAGAGGGAGGUGCUGCUCACCGUGACGGAAGGAUCCAGGUGAAUGACCUGAUAGUUGAGGUCGACGGCACCAGUCUGGUGGGUGUAACGCAGAAUUUUGCCGCAUCUGUCCUGAGAAACACCACCGGCACUGUCAAGUUUAUCAUUGGCCGAGAGAAGCCCGGUGAGCAGAGUGAGGUAGCGCAGCUGAUCCAGCAGACGUUGGAGCAGGAACGCUGGCAGAGGGAGAUGAUGGAGCAGCGCUAUAACCAGUACAUGGAGGAGGAUGAAGAGGCCGGUGAGUAUGGCACAGAUGAGGAUGAGGAGAUGAGCCCCAUGUUCCCUAAUACUAUCGAGGUGUUUGACCUGGCUGAGAGUGAGGACAUGCUUUCUCCUGUGGAGAUGGACCCAGAGAAACUCACCCACAAGUUUAAAGAGCUCCAGAUAAAGCACGCCGUGACCCAGGCUGAGAUCCAGCAGCUGAAAAGGAAGCUGGCUCAUGCCGAGCAGGAAAAGCUGCGUUGGAGGAUGGAGAAGGCCCAGCUGGAGCAGACCGUGCGAGAGACGAAGGAGCGCAUGGAGAAGCUAGAGGGCUACUGGAUGGAGGCCCAGAGCCUGUGUCAGGCAGUGGAUGAGCACCUUAAAGAGACACAGGCGCAGUACCAGACACUGGAGCGCAAAUACAGCAAAGCCAAACGCCUCAUCAAAGAGUACCAGCAGAAAGAGAUUGAGUAUCUGAAGAGGGAGACAGCACAGAGGCGUGCACAGGAGGAAUCAGAGGCCGGCCACAAGGAGGAAACAGACAGCCUACAGGAGAAGAUCACAGACUUAGAAACGAAGGUGGGUGCACUCAAGAGCUCUGAGCCCUCCUAAACCUGCACAGGGAGUAUAGAGAACGAGGGAGAGAGCAGGAGAAAAGUCUUUCAGCCCUGGCCGUCCCUCCUUCCUGCAUGUUUUCCCCUGUGGCAUGCAACAAUGGACAACCAAAUGACUGCAAGAAACAUUAAAGGGAUGUUACUGGGGGAAAAGGGGCGCGACAGAGAAAUCAUAAUGUCCUGCCAGACGUGUGGCACAGGCCUGCUCACCUCUAGUCUUCAUGACAACCCAUGUAAUGUAGGACGUGUUUUUGCUUUCAAACAGUAUUUGAAUUUGAUUUUUUUUUUCUUUUUUUAAUGGCCCUAUAAAACAUUACACAGCUUAGUCUUGGCAACUCACAGCACAUUUGAGUGACACGCCACCUGGACCUGGUGCCAAGCGAACUAAGGAAAAGAAAAAUCUGUGCAACAGACUUUUGGUUUUCGCCAAUUUUGUUUUUUAUUUUUGUUUUUUUUGGGGGUUUUUUGCAUCAUCUGUGGCAGAAUGAGUUGCUGUGGGUUGUACAGCAGUGUCAGAACAGCUGAUGGUGUUUGUAUAUAUUCUUCAAUGUAUUUAAAAUGCUUAAGCAAUGAGCUGUAGGGGAACAGGGGAAGAGACGGGGUGGAGGAAGUGCUUUGUGGGAGGGGGUAAUGCCAGGGUGCAGAUGGGUAACAGUAAAAGUGAACGUAAACUAAUUUCCCAGUUCUAGACUGGCACAGGUGGAGUUGUGUGUUUCUUUCAUGCAUUUUUUGUCAAGCAAAAUGGCAAACAGGGUGUGAGACUCAUGUAAGUUGAUGAUUUUGAUGUACCUUCCAAGACUUACAUUUCACACUUUGCUUUCCUCUGGACAGUAUUACUGGAAGUGUGUCGUGUGAUUCAGGCCUCUGGGUCGCUGUCUCCUGCAUUUCCCUCACGCAUCAGUCACUAUCAGUGUAUGAAUGACAAAGAGAAGCUGUGUAACAGGAGGCCUUGCAUGGUUAAUUCUAUCUUUUUUUUUUUUU
Molecule: messenger RNA, 3645 nt
Organism: Pangasianodon hypophthalmus (striped catfish)
Lineage: Eukaryota; Metazoa; Chordata; Actinopteri; Siluriformes; Pangasiidae
Gene: ppp1r9ba
Product: protein phosphatase 1, regulatory subunit 9Ba
Exons: 11
Coding region: 215-2662 (815 amino acids)
Biological process (GO): actin filament organization; calcium-mediated signaling; neuron projection development
Cellular component (GO): actin cytoskeleton; dendrite; cytoplasm
Molecular function (GO): actin filament binding
Source: RefSeq, a predicted model, not a curated record